AUGGGCGCCAAACGAACACGCAGUCAAGCAAACCUCGACAAGGAAGAGAAUCCAGCCGCUAAGAAGGACCCUACACCGGAGAAGCUGUACAACGAUGCCGCCAGAAAGGAAGCAGACAAGGCAUUCUUCGCCGUAAUGAAGCAAUACGAUCCCGCUUCCGGCGUACUAUCCGACCGCUUCUACGCCAAAUUGGCAUCAUACAUCCCCGAAGCAAAGAAGGUAACGGAAGCCUAUAUUACUUGUGGCAUCGACCUCGUCUUAGCCCUCGGCGACCGCGAGGGCAGCAAGAAGGCCAGCGGGUACGAUAGUCCUGGGGAGAACUUCCAAAGAUUCGACGAGAAGUUCGUCGAGCUCAUAAACUACCGCCUCGACCUCGCUAAGCUGGCCGCGGUGGUGCCCGUGGCGGGGUACGUGGUCGAGCCGCCGCACGAGGAGGUCGGCGUGGCGGAACGCGCGAUGUGCGAAGGGUACAGGGAGCAGUGGAAGAAGAGGCGCCCGGAUAAGCAGCAGUACGCGCAGCUAGACCGGGCGCGGCGGGACGACUUGAGGGAUUUGGUUGAGACGAGGAGGGAUAGGAGGGAGAUGGCUGAGGAUUGGGCGGGGAAUACGUUGAAGGAUUUGUUGGGGGCCGCGGUGAGGAUUUAUCAGUAUGGGAUUGGGGAACAUUACUUUGCGAAGAGUAUUGCCUUGUUGGCGGAAGUCAAGAUGAUUGAGCGGCCUCCGCUUCCGAAGCCGCCUCGUGAGUUGUGGGAGUCAGAAUGGUAA
Annulohypoxylon truncatum is the source of this 765-nucleotide messenger RNA. RefSeq lists its product as uncharacterized. The transcript is spliced from 3 exons. The record is from RefSeq and is a predicted model, not a curated record. The coding region runs from base 1 to 765 and encodes 254 amino acids. NCBI's taxonomy places the organism in Eukaryota, Fungi, Ascomycota, Sordariomycetes, Xylariales, Hypoxylaceae.